Messenger RNA from Larimichthys crocea (large yellow croaker), 940 nucleotides. RefSeq names its product dnaJ homolog subfamily C member 24-like. Gene Ontology annotation, molecular function: ferrous iron binding; ATPase activator activity. The coding region runs from base 498 to 740 and encodes 80 amino acids. The record is from RefSeq and is a predicted model, not a curated record. Gene Ontology annotation, biological process: positive regulation of ATP-dependent activity. NCBI's taxonomy places the organism in Eukaryota, Metazoa, Chordata, Actinopteri, Sciaenidae. The transcript is spliced from 3 exons.
AGCCGGACGGAGACCGGAAGUCUUCGCUCUUGCGCGCGGAACUCACGCAAAGCGGACCUGACACGCGGCCGGUUUCCAGGGGGAGCUCUUACAGCGCGGCACACUAUGUAGUCUCAGGUGACGGCUUGAAGACAUUUUGAGGAACAAAAAUAAAGACAUGAAGAAGACAUGAAGACAUGAAGACAUGAUGAAGACAUGAAGACAUGAUGAAGACAUGAAGACAGGACCAAGUGCGUGUUUAUCAGCAGCAUGGCGACGUGGGCGGAUUCUCUGAACGUUUAGCUCGCUUCAUAGGUGACGUCACACAGCGUCCUUCCACGAGGCUGCAACAGCAGCACGAGCCUACUGUGUCAUGGUGUAGCUGCACGAGACACAGACAGACAGACAGACAGGCAGGCAGGCAGGCAGACAGACACACAGACACACAGACAGACAGACAGACAGACAGGUACUUAGCUUAGCUUAGUUAGGUGUCGUUGGCUGGUGUGUGUUGCAGGAUGUGUGACGCAGCACAGAAGGACCUGUACGCUGUGCUGGGAGCGAGCUCUGCUGACUCAGCCCAGCAGCUCAGACAGAGAUACCAGCAGCUGGCUCUACAGUACCACCCGGACCGUCUUGGAGGUGAGGCAUCUUCAGAAGUGGAGUCAGCUGUGAAGAAGUUUCUAGAAGUGGAUGCAGCCUGGAGGAUCCUCAGUGACCAGGACACCAGGAGACAGUAUGACCUGCAGCGCAGAGAAUAGUGUCGUCCACACCAAUCCUCUUAACUGGUAUGAAACCUGAGUCACUUCUCCUCCGCUCUGUGUGCUCACCCUGUGAAACACAGAACCCAGAAAAGAGACACGAGAGCGACAACAGCAGAGUAAAGACUCUGACAGCAGGCACUGAAACUUCCCAAAUGAUCAGACCGAGCUUUCAGGUGUAAAACUGUAAGAAACUCUGU